CUCUCUCUCUCUCUCUCCGUCUUUCGCUUCUUUCUUCUCAACACUUCCAAAACUAUAGAUUUCCUUUUCCUGCAACAUCGAUUUACUUAGCCUAUUUUCGCUUAGUUCAUCGAAGUAUCGGUCGAGUAGAAUUGAUCUUUGAUUAUGCGAUUCUUUAGAAGAAUAGCGGGGCUUCUGGGGUUUGUCAGAGACGAUGGUCACGAAGUGAAAGACCAAGAGAACGACCAUCACAACAGUAAUAACAACAACAAUAAUCAACCGCCCAGCAACCGUCCGCUUUUCCAAGAAACUGGCCUUCCACGAAGGGGAUUUAGCGUCCCUGUUCAGGUCGCCAUCGAUCGUCCCCAGCCUGGCCCUCUGCUCCUCCCCUGCACUUCCGGUGACGGCGGCGUCCAGGGUCUGAAAUGGUAUGCAAAGCGUCUUAGGAUGGAUGAAGAUGGAGAUGUAGCAGAUGAGUUCCUUGACGAAGUCUUGCCAGAAACAUCAAGCGCAGCUAGUGCGGAAAAUGAGCAGAAGCCAUUCCCAAAGUUCAAAGUGAAGUACACUACGAGACCAGCUAAGGUGAAGACCCAGGUCUUGUCCCAUGAUGGGAAAAUCCAGCAGUGCGUGGAGUACCAAGGAAGACUGCAGUGGGUAUGAUUGUUGGCAUAUUUCAUUUGUUUGGUCUAAUAUAGCAAAAAAGCGUGUUACCAAUUUAAUUCUUUUGAAUAGAUUUAGAUUUUCUCUUUCUUUCUUCUAACUUCUGUAUUAAUGGUAAUAACCUGCAUUCACUGUAUCAGUAUGAUGUACAAAAGGCGUUUUUUUUUUUGUUGUGGUUUCUAAGAAGAUUUUGGUUCAGAAUUUUCAGAUUUGGCUGUUCCAUCAAUGAAGUCAUUUUGUAUAA
This is a messenger RNA of Theobroma umbraticum, 883 nucleotides long. RefSeq lists its product as uncharacterized. NCBI's taxonomy places the organism in Eukaryota, Viridiplantae, Streptophyta, Magnoliopsida, Malvales, Malvaceae. The record is from RefSeq and is a predicted model, not a curated record.